Messenger RNA from Osmia lignaria (orchard mason bee), 2139 nucleotides. Its product is annotated as TBC1 domain family member 19. NCBI's taxonomy places the organism in Eukaryota, Metazoa, Arthropoda, Insecta, Hymenoptera, Megachilidae. The record is from RefSeq and is a predicted model, not a curated record.
GAAUUUAUUUACAAAUGGCGACUGUUCUUUGGAAUUGGUUAUAAAACAGUUUAAAUUAAUUAAGAAUUUUUAGAAAACUCUAAUAAUGGCUGGUAAUACAGAGGAAUUUCAAGAAUCACAGUUAAAAAAGUCCGCAGAAAAGUUAACAGAGGAGAUACAGAAUAUGACGAACUAUAAAAGUCUUUACACUGAAAUACAGAAACUUGUAGCCUCUACAGUAGUAAAACGAAAAGAUUUCAAAAGUACAUUGUUAGACGCGUUAAAAAACAAUGGUUUAGAAACAGAAAUAAGAAAUACCGUGUUUCAUUGGGCAAGAUCACAGGGUUCUUUAACUACAUCCACAUCAUCUACGGAGGAAGUUGAUUUGAGUUAUUUGAAAAAAGCUCAAAUACAAUGGGAGCGCAGGAUCCAAAAAUCACUGAAUUCGACGUGCAACGAAUUAAACGUACCCCUAGCUCGUAUAAGACCGAGCAUUGAUCGAGAAGAACUCACCGAAAAGUGGAACGAAUUAAGCACCUUCGAUAUCGAUUUGUCACAAUAUAGACCUCUCUAUGCACCAAAGGACUUCCUGGAUGUGCUACUUGCUAUAAGAAAUCCUUCUUUCAAGAAACAACCAGAUGAAUUAAAUUGGGAAUUCAGUCAUAUACAAAUUCGUGUAAAAACACUCACGCAAUUGAGGCGUUUUUACGUAGAACUGGCUACUGGAAUGCCACUGCUAGGAGUUAAUCCCGACAUGCCAAGCUCGGAGAAUUUUGCAAAUCUAGAGGAGGAAAGGAUCCAUCUUGGUGAAAAAGUAUUAAGAUCCAAUCAUGCACCGAUUGCGCAAGAAUUUUUGAAGCGUGGAGCGCCCAGAGGGCUGCGAGGACGUCUUUGGUCCCUGGUAUUAGGAUCAGCAGUAAAAGAGAAUGACGCAGAAUACUAUGAAGAAUUAAAGAACAUGGUGCUGCAGUAUGAUAUUGUCAUAGAUAAAUUAAUAAUAAAGGAUGUACAAUUAACGGCACGGAACGACGAUCAAUAUUUUGUAUUUGAAGAUGUUUUAUACAAAACAAUGUUAUGCUUUUCUCGUGAUUCAGAAGUAUUAGCGCCAGUUACCACAGACAAAAGUGCGGGUGGUCAAGUAAUACACGCGGUAUUACAAGGGAAACCAGCGACAUUGGAGAACACUCUUGUAUUCCCUCCAAGUGGUGUGAUUCCAUUUCAUGGUUUCGCAAUGUAUGCCACUCCUUUUUGUUAUCUAUACGACGACUGCUGCGCCACCUAUUAUACGUUUCGCGCCUUUUAUUUGAGAUAUUGGUUCCGAUUACACACUGUAUCUAGUCAUGAACAAGGUAUUGUAGCAUUGUGUUUGCUUUUUGAAAGAUUGCUACAAUGCCACGAACCUCUGCUCUGGAUUCAUUUCAGAAACAUUCAUAUACAGCCGGUGAAAGUUGUUUUUAAGUGGAUCAUGAGAGGCUUCAGUGGACAUUUACCACCUGAACAAUUGCUCUAUCUUUGGGAUUUAAUUUUGGGUUAUGAUUCUUUGGAAAUAAUCCCUCUACUCGCAGUUACCAUUUUAAGCUUUCGGAAAGAAAAUUUAAUACAAGUCAACAAUCAACAAAGUGUCGAGGCGAUCUUAGCAGAUUUAUCUUCUUUAAAAGUUAUACCACUAUUGCAAUUGGCUUUGCUAAGAGAGUAAUGUGAAAUUAACAUUAUACUCUAUAUUUUGAAUUUAAAUUCAAGGGAUUAUAGUACUAUACGUUUUGCGUCUGCGCACAGUGCUACCCAUCGCUGCACAAAUCUGUUUACUGUUCGUAGAAAGUUUGGAUGAAGAAACCGGUACCAAUAUAUUCUUUACAAUGGUAAAAGAUAUUUAAUUUGGAAACUAUGUACUAUUUUAACAUUAUAACACUAAAAUAAUGGCUAGAAUGAAGACCAACAUUGCCUGUACUUGCAGCUGAUUUCGGAACGUAACUACACAUGUAUAGGGUGUUUUAAAAAUACGAAUAUGCAUAUAAUGUUCUAUAGAAAACACUAUUUAAUAAGAGUAUUCGACGUGCACGAUAACUAUUUCUAUAAAGAGCAAAAUUUGUAAUCUUUCAAUACAAUAAUUAUAAUUGUACUUUAUGAUCCAAGUAUAGUAAUCCUUCAGAGGGAAAACAA